Molecule: messenger RNA, 3966 nt
Organism: Mytilus trossulus (common blue mussel)
Lineage: Eukaryota; Metazoa; Mollusca; Bivalvia; Mytilida; Mytilidae
Product: VWFA and cache domain-containing protein 1-like
Exons: 24
Coding region: 107-3886 (1259 amino acids)
Cellular component (GO): voltage-gated calcium channel complex
Molecular function (GO): voltage-gated calcium channel activity
Source: RefSeq, a predicted model, not a curated record
AAUGAUUAGAAUAACUAUGUGUACAUAUAGUAAAGUAAAGAGGAGGAAUAGAAGUUUGGGUUUGUCUUUAUUUAUGAAUAUGACAUAAUCUUAUAACAGCUAAAAUAUGGCGAAAUACUAUCAAAUUAUAAUUCAUUGCAUUUUGUUGUUACUUUUGAUUAUCGAAACUGAUUUAUCAUUCGGAGUAAAACUAGACCCAGACGUAGUGAAAAAUACUUGGAUUCCCAAUUUUUCAAAGACUCUGAUGACAUUUUCUAAUGAUGUUCUAUCGCCAAAAUUGAUACAACGGGAUAUUUUAACUCAUAGACAGACCAAGGUUAGCAAAACUUUGGCAAAAGACAUACAAAAUGAAGUUUUUCAGGAUAUGUGUCAAAAAAUAGGAGAAAGAAUUUUCCAAGCGAAAACAGCUGUAUUUAAAAUCAAAACUACAGCUGAGACAAAAACAAAACUAAAUCAAGGAAUUAAAAUUGCAAGGUGUUGUAAAAGCGGACCUGUUCCUGGAAUGUUAUACGAAGGACGGCUCCGACAAGACGUUAACAAAAAAUUAUUAUGUAUUGGUUCCAGAAAUUCAACUUCAAUAUCAAAAAUUGAUAGUGAAAAGUUAUUUCCAGUAUUCAAGGAUAAUUACCAAACAGUACCCAGUGUACUAUGGCAGUAUUAUGCUGAUAUAGAUGGAGAUUUUGUUGAAUAUCCUGACAGUAACAGUCAUCAAUGUGACAAGAAUGGCAAUAUUAUCAGUCCGUUAACGGAAGACUGGUUUGCAGUAAAGCAUCUUAAAACAGAGAAAAACCUUGUAAUUGUAUACGAUGUAGGAUUAAACACAGAAAGUACUGUCGAUAGUCAGGGAAGAAAAUUUAGUGAAUUUGUUAUAGAAGCUGUCAAAGAAACUUUACAUACGCUAACACCUAAUGAUAAGGUUAACAUUAUUGCUUUCAAUGAAACAGAUCAAAUGACAAAAGUUUGUAAUAGUAAGUUAUUCAUCGCUAAUCAAAGAAAUAAAGAUAUCCUAUCUGAAUUUGUAACAACUAUGGGAAAAUCUGGAGGACGCUCAGAUUACAGCGUUGGAUUGGAAGCUGCAUACAAAUUAUUAAAAAGAGAGAACUUGGACAAACAGAAUAAUCCCACAUCUGUAUCAGACAUAGUUAUAUUAAUUACCGAUGGUAAAACACCGACGGUUAACACAACAAAACUGUUUACAAUGAUAGAAAAUUACCAGAAACUUGUUGGUAGGAGCAUUUCGCAUGUUGUGUUUUCACUUGAGCCGAGCACUGAACAAGUAAAACAUAUUCUCACGAACAUUGCAGAACAGCAUGUACCAAACUGGCCUGUAGGUUUGAAUGUAUCAAUAAGACCAACAGGAGUCAGUAAUCAAAAUGGAAUUGUUCAUUUCUUUCCUGAUUUAAAAGGUUUUCCUACAGGUGUUGCAAGAGAGUUCACAUCGAGUUUACCAGUCACUACAAAUACUAACAAAGAAUAUACAGUCAUAGCUCCUGUUAUUGAAGACAACUUAGGUCUGAAAAUGACAAUAAGUGUACCUGUGUUUGAUAAAUCAUCAAAUAAUUCAGUAACUGGAACUGCUGCCAUAGAUGUUUCCAUGGCAACAAUGUUUACAGAAAUAGAAGAUUUUGUGCUUGGUGUUCACAGCUAUGCAUUUUUAUUGGAGAAAAGACAUGGACAUGUUUUACUUCACCCGAAACUUAAAGAUCCAGCUAACACUAAACAUGUUAAAGAUGAGGAUAAUAUCUUUCCAUCAAUUCAAACACUGGAACCAAAUUUAAGUCAAGAACAAAUUAAGAAGAUUACAAAUGAAGGACCUAUCGGAUCUUUCUCUGCUAAGACAAAACCAGGAAGGAGUACGUUUAUGAGUCAUAAAGACAUGUCACUCCAAGAUUCGACUAUUAUGUAUCAACAUCUAGAUGGUACACAGUUUGUCAUGGUCAUGGUUAUGUUUCAUUCAGAUAGUGAAGUUCCAAAAAUGAACCCACUUCCACCGGGUAUCAAUAUAAAGAAGGCACCCUACCAUAGAGUAGAUAUCAGUCACAGCUUUCCAGUAUGUUCUAUAGAUGGCCACAUUGUAACAACAGCUGAAACAACAGUCAAGCUUUCGCCAUCUGUAUUUGUUGAUUCAGAAGUAUAUAAGUUUACAGAGGAAACCUCAUCCAAAGUUGACACCAUAUCUGAUUUUUUGUCUGGUAGAAACAAUACAAACAUUAUCAAAGAAGGGCUUAAAAAAGAGAUAUGGCAUUCCUUGAUUGAAACUCAAAGUUUGACAGACUACUGGAGAAAUUCUAAAAAUAAAGUCAUUGAAAGAUUUUUUGGCUCAACAUCUGGAGUCUUCAGAAUGUAUCCAGGGGUAGCCUUAAGUAACACAUUUGACCACAUUCAGUACACAUGGUACAAGAAAAGUGUAGCAAGAUAUCAAGACAUUGUGUUUACAUCUGGAAAAAUCAGUGAAUUCACUACAAAAGAUGUUAUGAUAUUAAGCAGAGCUCUUUCAGAAAAUAUUGAUAUAAAAGACACAGGUACUGCUUCAUCAUUACAGGGAGUUGUUGGAGCUACUUUAACACAUAGUCAACUAACAGCUAUGUUAAUAAAUAACGUAGAAGAUUGUACAAUGAAAGGUUUAGAGUGUCAUAUUAUGGAUAACAAUGGAUAUUUUCUAACCUUUGGAACAGAGAGACAAAAUGGAAAAUAUACCUCCCAUCUGACACACAAAUUUCCUUGGUUAGCUUCACAGCUUAUUAGAAAAAAACUUCUUAAGCAAGUUUGGUGUACAAGUAUGUCAGAAGGUAACCAUGAAUUAUCUUAUUCGAUACAAAUACCAGUUAUAGAGCAUGACGUAGGAGCUGCCGAUGUAUGUAGACAAUAUGUCAUUGGAGCAGUUAAUGGGACAAACUUGUUUAUAUUAGUUGUCAACGGGCGUGGUGAAAAUAAAUGUACAGAAUCCAAAAGACAAACGGAGGUAUGUGAUUCGUGUGGAGUUACAUAUGCUAAAUGUAGCCAGUGUAUUAACGGGAAUAAACUCGCAUGUCAAUGUCCCUGUUAUUGUGAAGUAGAUUUUGAUCAGUGUUCGAGUCAGUUUGAUGACACCAACUCAACUAACUUCCCACAUUCAGCAUGCUACUAUGAACCAUUAUACAGAAAACUAACAGAAAUCAAACAGUCAGCACCAGUUGUUCCCUGUAAAGCACCGUGCCAAGCAAUAGAGGAGGCGAAUGAAUGUAAUAUUUUGGCACAUUGUAAAUGGAAUACAGAUAUUCAAUUCCCCUUAUGUGUAUAUGACGAAAUAACUACAACAGCUACGCAGACAACACCUACUAGGAAGCUAAUCAUACCAACCAAAAAACCUAACCUACCCACCAAAAAGCCGAUUGGUCCACCAAAGAAGCCAAACUUACCAACCAAAGUGCCAAAUACACAUUCCAAGGCAACUAACUUACCCAGCAUUGAUACCAAUCAAACACCAAGUCCUACACAUAAAGUACCACCAAAACCAAUACAUACACACAAAAUACCACCAGGUCCAACCAAAAAGAUUGCAACAACAAAAUCGUCAUCACCCGUAGGAACAUCAAUAGAUGGUUCCUCAACAUUGGUCGUUGCACCCACCCUGAAAAUAGUAAAAGACACCAAAUCAGGAGGGGAUAAUACAGGUCUUGUAGUUGGACUUGUUCUGGCUGUUAUAAUACUGACAGCUCUUAUUGUGUUUAUUGCUUGGAGGUUUUAUGGAAAGAAUAUUCAGAAAGCUCUGGGAAACACUAAAGCAGGAAAAUAUGUCCGAAGGAAUAGUGUGGUGGAUCGAGUAAUGUUCAGCAAAGUCAAUGAGGAAAUAAUAACAUCAAAAGGUCCGGCAGCUACAUCUGUUCCAUACGGACAAAUUGAUUAAUCACGUGAUAAACAGACACACAAUUGAACAUAGAAUUAUCUUAUGCUUGUUUGUAUAAUAAAACCAUUUUUACUCUUAAA